GUGCUCUGCACACAGUGAGCGCUCAAUAAAUAGGAUUGAUUGACCGGAGCGAUGGCCGGGCACUGCCCACUGCCCGAGGAGGCGUGGCCCUCCCGCCGGACCCGCACUGAGCGUCGUCGCUUCCUGCGACACUUGCAGCAGAAAUGGAAGUUGCUGGGGCUGUUUGAGAUCGGCCCGGACCACGAGCUGUACGGCCUCACCUGCAUGAUGAAGCAGGGACUGCGGGACGCCCUCCAGGUCUCCGUCGACCUUCCCCCGCCGAAGCCUCCCAGCGGUGCGGACUUCACAGACGUCCUGACCCAGCCACACCAGGGUUUUGAGCUCCGCACCUUCUCGGGCUCCGCUUUCUUCUACUUGCGCCACUCCCUGGGACUGGCGGAGAAAGACUACCAGCACUCCCUGACCUCAGGGGCCUGCUACCUGCAGUUCAUCAGCAACUCCAAGAGCAAGGCCAGCUUCUUCCUGUCGAACGAUAAGCGCUUCUUCCUGAAGACCCAGGACAGGCGGGAGGCCCGCUUCCUCCUGCGCCUCCUGCCCCGCUAUCUGCAGCACCUCCACCGCUACCCGCACUCCCUGCUGGUAAAGUUCUUGGGUGUGCACAGCCUCCAGGUGGCCCAGGGAAAGAAGCAAUACUUCAUCAUCAUGCAGAGCAUCUUCUACCCCGACGAAAGGAUCAGCGACAGGUACGACAUCAAGGGCUGCCAGGUGAACCGCUGGACGGAGCCCGUGCCUGAGGGCAGCCCGGUCAUCGUGGUGCUGAAGGAUCUCAACUUUGAGGGCAACGUCCUCCGCCUGGGGUCCCAGCGCGCCUGGCUGCUGCGGCAGAUGGAACUGGACACGGCCUUCCUCAAGGAGCUGAACGUGCUGGACUACAGCCUCCUGUUGGCCACCCAGCUCCUGCACGAGGACGAGAAGGGCGGCGGCGGCCACCUCAUCCUCCGCACAGCCCGGUCCAUCCAGGGGGCCGGGAGCCCCCAGACCAGCGAGCCGGGGACCCCAACGGAGGAGGAGGCCGACGGGCUGGUGGUUGAGAUGCCGGGCGGGCUCCAGCUGUCGGCGGGCCCAUCCAGCCCAGACCUGCUGGCCCAGAACCGCCGGCUGCUGCCCGAUGUGCGCAACGCUCUGCACGUGCUGGACGGGCCGGACCACCGCUAUUUCGUGGGCCUCAUUGACCUCUUCACCGUCUACAGCUUCCGCAAGCGGCUGGAGCACCUGUGGAAGUGCCUGCGCUACCCGGGGCAGACCUUCUCCACCGUCAGCCCCGGCCGUUAUGCCCGCCGCCUGUGCCGCUGGGUGGAGACCCACAGCGUGUGACGGGCACUGGAUGCCGGGGGCUUUUGGGGUGGGCGAUGGGGACGCAGGACGUUCAGCGGAGGCCUCUGGAAGCAGCUCGUGGUAGCACCUUUCAGCCAAAAGAGGGAGGCCCCGGCUCACUAGGCGCCCAGCCAGCUCUCCAUCCUCCUGCAGGUUUUGGGGGGGGGACCGGAUAUCCGGCGGGCAGGGCUGGAAGGGGCCUGAAAGCCUGACUUCACUUUAACCCCUCUCUCCCUUCAGGCUCAGCAUCUCGAGGAGCUGAGUGGAGGCUGAGGGGCCCUCUGAACCCCCAGCACCCCCUCCUCGUCCGGGCUGAGCGUCCUCCCCCUGCCCCCGCAACCAGCUGCCUAAAGACCGAGCAACGGGCAUGGGCCCUGUGCCAACAUGGGCUUAUUUCCAUGAAAAUCCCCCUCCGCCCUCCCCCUCUGCCUUCCCCACGCCCAGCUCCUGCUGCUUGCCAAGGGCAGACUUACAGGAAAAUCAGAGCGGGCCAAGGAAAGGAGCAGAGAUGUGGCCAGGACCAGCCACAGAUGUGUGUGUGAGUGUGUGCGCGCACACAACCUGGGGGAGAUGGGGCAGAAAGGUCAGAGCUGGGAGACAGGACAGCUGGGCUGUAAUCCUGGCUCCAACCCUAACUUGUUCUGUGGCCCAGGACAGCUUGCUUAACCUCCGUGGGCCUCAGUGUCUUCAACUGUAAAGUGGGGUGAAGCGAUCCUAGCGGAAUCCAAGGCAGUAUUCAGGAAGCUCAUUAGAGAGCAGUCAUUAAGGCAACCUCAAUUAUUACAUUAGCCCAUACAAGGCCUGAAAGAAAAGGCUCAAAACUGCUAUGGAGGAGGUGAGCAGGAGCAGGCCGGAGGUAGGCACGGGAAGCCUUCAGGCAGGAUUUAAAAGGACACUUUUAGGUACCACCACUUGCUUGCUGUGCUACCUUAGGCAAGUUACUUAACCUCCCCGUGCCUCAUUUCCUCUCUAUGCAAAAGGGUCAAGUUCAUUCCCAGCACACAGAGGGCUUAAACCAGGCUUAAAGAGUGUGGAAGGGACUUGGGGGUCCUCAGACACCUGCUGUAAGAGAGGUGCAUGUAAUGCCAUCAUCAGCCAGCCAAGCUGGGGGUCCAGAAAUUAAACCGCUAGAACCAAAGUGGCAGAAUUGGCCUGAGAGGCUGGAAAACUCCCAGGUCUGCCUCUGGCUCACUAGGACACUGGGUCAGCCAUUUCUUAUUCUGGGCCUCAGUUUCUCCAACUAUGAAGUGGGGACCGCAGAACGUGCUGCCGAGGGAAGUCCUAUGUGGGUCCAUAUUAUGGGGCCUGGUUCAGCCCAAUCCAGCAAAUACUGGGCCUAUUCUGCCUAAAAUUCUUCAUCUUGGUUGGCCUGGGGAACCACAGUCACCCUUUUUUUAAUGGUAUUUGUUUAGUGCUUAUUGUCUUCUAGACUGUGAGCCCGUUGUUGGU
This is a messenger RNA of Tachyglossus aculeatus (Australian echidna), 2763 nucleotides long. It is a transcript of the gene PIP5KL1, whose product is annotated as phosphatidylinositol-4-phosphate 5-kinase like 1. The record is from RefSeq and is a predicted model, not a curated record. The coding region runs from base 52 to 1314 and encodes 420 amino acids. Gene Ontology annotation, molecular function: phosphatidylinositol kinase activity. Gene Ontology annotation, biological process: phosphatidylinositol metabolic process. The transcript has 10 exons. Lineage: Eukaryota; Metazoa; Chordata; Mammalia; Monotremata; Tachyglossidae.